Molecule: messenger RNA, 1808 nt
Organism: Aspergillus glaucus CBS 516.65
Lineage: Eukaryota; Fungi; Ascomycota; Eurotiomycetes; Eurotiales; Aspergillaceae
Exons: 1
Coding region: 18-1808 (596 amino acids)
Biological process (GO): intracellular iron ion homeostasis; transmembrane transport
Cellular component (GO): endosome; vacuolar membrane
Molecular function (GO): siderophore-iron transmembrane transporter activity
Source: RefSeq, a predicted model, not a curated record
CUAUCCACGAAUACAGGAUGGAUACUUUUGACGACACAAGACCAGAUACGAGACCAGGACAACAUGCGGGAUUCUCCGAGACUUCACCCUUGAUCGAGCACGGACUCGACUCGAAUAAGCACCAUGACCAAUAUUAUGAACCAGAGAGCAACACAAAUCUACCCGGGACCAGCGCACCAGGUGCUACCCGUAUCGAGUCUUUUUCCUCCAGAAUUUCGGCGGUAGAGCAGGGAUAUAUAUUGACGGGCAUCCUCAUCAUCGGUUGGUCCUAUGGUUUGGAUGGUCUCCUGCGGUCUACAUACCAAUCAUACGCCGCAUCCAGUUUUGGAGUGCACACGCUAUUAUCGACGAUCAAUGUCCUGAGGAGUGUGAUCGCAGCUGCUGUUUAUCCACCGGCAGCCAAAUUAGCCGAUGUCUUCGGCCGGUUCGAGCUCAUAGCGGUGUCGGUUGCAUUUUAUAUCGUCGGGACUGUUAUUGAGAGUACAGCGUCGUCGAUCCAAGCGUUUAUUGCUGGAGCAAUACUCUAUCAAACAGGGUAUACAUGCAUUAUCCUGCUCGUUGAGGUAAUCAUAGCCGACAUCACGUCUAUGCGCUCCCGUGUCUUCUUCAGCUAUGUUCCUGCGAUACCGUUUUUAUUCAAUACAUGGCUCAGUGGGAGUCUUGCUUCCGCAGCCUUGAAAGUUACAGACUGGCGAUGGGGGAUUGGAAUGUGGGCUCCUAUUUAUGCCGUUUCCGCGACUCCGUUGCUUGUUGGGCUAUACAGGACGAGUCUCUAUGGCAAGAACAGUGGUGAUAGCCAUGAAAGUCACCGGACGACACUCCGCGCAAAAGCCGUCGAGAUCUACCAUCAGCUCGACAUCAUCGGUAUCAGUCUCAUGAUGGCUGUGUUGAUCCUCAUCCUGACACCCCUCACCCUAGCUGAAGGACAACUCUCCCAAUGGCGUAGUCCCAGCAUCAUCACCCCAUUGAUCCUCGGCUGCUUAUGCAUACCAGUCUUUAUCUACUGGGAGACACACGGCGCCAGACACCCCUUUAUCCCGGGCUACCUCCUCAAGGACCGCGGCGUAGGAACCGCUCUCGCCGUACGCUGUCUGCUCAACAUCGCCUGGGCCGUUCAAGGGAACUACCUCUACACAGUACUUAUCGUGGCAUUCAACUUCUCCGUCUCAACAUCAACACAAGUCUCCUCAUUCUUCACUUUCUUCGGCGUCAUCAGCGGAUUAAUCAUAGGCGUGGUUAUCUUCCGCGUGCGAAGAUUAAAAUACUUCAUCGUCACCGGAACCAUCCUCUUCCUGAUUUCUUUUGUUCUCUUGAUUAGAUUUAACAGCGGCACUUCCCACAGCGCAGCAACCGGAAUGCUCAGCGCACAAGUCCUAUUGGGUCUCGCAGCGGGUUUCUGCGCAUACCCGACACAAGCCUCAAUCCAAGCAACAACAAGUCAUAAACACGUCUCCGCGUUAACAGGUCUCUACCUCGCGUCUUUCAACAUUGGCAACGCACUCGGAACAUGCCUCUCAGGUGUAAUUUGGUCCGAGAAUCUCCUUCGAACGCUCGAAUCGAACCUAAGCUUUCAGUCCAAUGAAACUCUCGCGCACGAAAUCUACAAGUCUCCGUUCGAGGUUGUACCGGACUACCCCGUUGGUACCGAGAUACGGUCUGCUAUUAUUGAUAGUUAUGGACAUGUGGAAAGGAUGCUUUGUAUUGCGGGGGUUUGUUUGUGUGUGCCGAUGAUUGGAUUUGCGUGCGCGAUGAUGGAUCCAAGGUUGUCGAGUGGGCAGAGUCAGCCGGAGGCUGAGAGGGAGGAGUGA